AUGUCUGCGACACAAUUAGCAUAUUCCCUCCGACUUUAUGAGGAAAACUGCAAGGAUUUGUGCACAACUGCUGUGGACUUGAUUCAAAGGGCAAGUGAUGUUGAGUCCUCGACCUUGGAGACAUAUCGUCUUAGGCUAGAGUCUCAAAUAAAGAAGUAUGAAGAACUCAACUUUAAGUACUUAGUUCAACUUGGAGAAGAAGGGUUCUCUGAGCAAGACCCUGAUAGAACACAGCUCACUACAAAGCGGCGUCAUGCCAACCAAGUCAUCACAGAGAGCACUGAAGUUUUGGAGAAACUAAAAAUCAUUUGCAUGGAAGCCAAACCCCAGAGGAGUAUUUCAACAGAGUUUAGGCCAUGGCAUAAGGUUAAGUUGCCGUCUUUAUCACUCCCGGAAUUUGAAGGGACAGAUGAAGAAUGGCCCCCUUUUUGGGAUGUUUUCGAGUCUAACGUUCACUCUCGUCCAGACUUGAGAGCUGUUGACAAAUUUAAUUACCUGAAGGGAUGUUUGAAGGGUGAAGCUCUAACUCUGAUUAGAAAUAUUCUUGUCACGAAUGAAAACUAUUUAGACUCCAUUGACCUGUUGAAGAAAACUUAUGCUAAUCCAGAGAAAAUAAUCUCAUCUCUAAUUUGUCAACUAGCAGGCCUGCCUAAACCUUCUGCAGACCUGGAUUCACUACGUGGCUUCUGGACUAAACUUGAACAAUAUGUUAGAGGCAUAGAAAGAAACAGACCUAAUUCGGAUCACUGUACCUGGACGCUUGGACCUCUAGUUUUUCAAAAACUACCUGGCAAGGUGAAAGAACAAAUCCAAAACAAGUGUGGACAGGACUACCCCUCACUCCUAGAUAUUAGAGAGGGGCUAGGAAAGAUAAUCCUGACCUUGUCUUCCUUGGAUUUUGAACCCAGGGAUAAGAACAAGGAUUACUCCCAAAGAAAACCCAAGCCUAACCAAAGUUCCAAUAGACCAGUAAUCAGACCAAACUCAGCAUUGUGCCCUGACUCCUCAACUGAGGUCUCUGCUGUGAACUAUUGUGGAGACAAUGACAGUGACAAAGACUUAAAGUCACAAACAAGUGGAAUUCUCCCUACCGCCUUAAUGAAAGUGGUGUGUCCGCCCUCAGGCAACACCAAGGAACUUAGAUCACUGUUUGAUUCUGGGGCGCAACGUACCUUCAUCACACAAGAGGCAGUGGAAGAGUGUAAACUUGUACGAGACAAUCCUGUCCAACUGAGCAUCAGUGGGUUCUGGGAUACCAAAGAACCUAGAGAAUAUAGUACGGUCACUGUACCUGUCAGGGUAAACGAUGACAGCCUUGUAACUUUAAAGGCUAUUGUCGUACCUAAACUACCUCAGAGCGCUAGGCCUCGUGGACUCUGUAAGAUAGUGUCUGAACUGAAGAGCCAGAAUGUCACCCUAGCUGAUCCUAACUUGUCAAGUAGUCAGAUGGACCAGGUGAAACUGCUUGUUGGCAUAGAUCACUACUUUGACUUUAUCCAUUCUCCACAAGCAAACGGAGUGAACCUGAUUAAGUCCUCCUUAGGAUAUCUGGUCGCUGGUAAACUGCCUAGUAAUGACACCCCUAUCAGUGCUCAUUCUGUAACUGUAAUGAGACUAGCAGUUGAUGAACCUUCCAAAGCUGCUCUAGAGAUACCACUUGAGAUGUCUGAUAGCAAAUUUGCUGAAGACCCCAUCCAACAGCUUUGGACCCUAGAAUCAGUCGGAAUCGUUGAUCAAGAUAUGUCACCUGAGGAUAAAUUUGUGCUGGAAGAAUUCAAGAAUUCCAUCAAUAUGGUUGAAGGACGAUAUGAGGUAUCUCUCCCCUGGAAAGUCGAUAAGAAACAACUCCCUACCAACUUAGCACUCUCGAGGAAAAGACUGAACAGUACUAUUCACAAGCUGAAACAAACUAAUAAGUAUCUGGAAAUUUAUGACCAGAUCAUCAAAGAACAACUGUCUCUCGGCUUCAUUGAAACAGUGCCAGAAGAAGACCAAAACCGGACAAAUGUCCAUUAUUUACCCCAUUUACCUGUGAUUAAGGAUUCAACUACAACGCCCAUUCGUAUUGUAUUUGAUGCAAGUGCCCGGAUGGACAAGCAGGCCCCUAGCCUGAAUGAUUGCUUAUACUCUGGCCCAUCCUUGACUAGUCAUUUAACCGACUUGUUGUUGAAAUUCCGUCUCGACCCAUUUGCGGUAUCGCAGACAUCAGCAAAGCCUUCUUACGGGUAG
Messenger RNA from Macrobrachium nipponense, 2229 nucleotides. RefSeq lists its product as uncharacterized. Bases 1 to 2229 code for a protein of 742 amino acids. NCBI's taxonomy places the organism in Eukaryota, Metazoa, Arthropoda, Malacostraca, Decapoda, Palaemonidae. Gene Ontology annotation, molecular function: aspartic-type endopeptidase activity. The transcript is spliced from 2 exons. The record is from RefSeq and is a predicted model, not a curated record. Gene Ontology annotation, biological process: proteolysis.